Messenger RNA from Bolinopsis microptera, 2850 nucleotides. RefSeq lists its product as uncharacterized. The transcript has 7 exons. Bases 6 to 2414 code for a protein of 802 amino acids. The record is from RefSeq and is a predicted model, not a curated record. Lineage: Eukaryota; Metazoa; Ctenophora; Tentaculata; Lobata; Bolinopsidae.
UAGUAAUGACAGAGCCGGCAAUAUUACAGACUCUCCCAGAUAUUCUGGCUCCUGCUGAAACACUGGCUCCUUCAACUAAACUGGCUCCUUUAGAGAACUGCUUUACCUACGGUAGCUUCGUUCUUCUGGUGGACCGACUUUUGGAGCAUGUGGAAGAAACAAAGAUGCAACGGAAUGUAAACGAGCAUAUUGCAAAGGACUUGGAGGAUGCUCGAAAUCAGCAGACUACAGAUAUCUUAAAAAUUGAAUCAUUAAGAACUGUAAAAGGAAGUGAAGAUGUCCAUGAAGUCCCAAAUUACGAGGACCUAGAGAGGAAAUACCACCAGUCUGUCUCAGAGCAGGAACAGACAAAGUUGAAAUACGAGGUGCUCAAGGAGGAAAACAGGGUGAUCCGUGGUGAUCUGGUUAAAUGUAAUAAAGAUAAGGUGUCGGCUCAGAGUAAGGCCUGUGAGAUGGAGGCCAAGCUCUCAGUGCACUGCCAGGGCAAGGAGGCCUGUCUGGAGAAGAUUGAAAUUCUGCAGAAUAAGUUUAAUGAGUUAAACAAGAGUUACUCCUCGUUGUCAAACAGCAUUUUAGCUGUUGAGGGAAACUACAGCAACGUCCUGACCACCCAGAAGAAGUUAAAGUUCUUAAACUGUCACUCCAGCUGCAUCAUCAGCGAUCUCCAAACCCAGAUGAAAGAAAGGAACACAACUAUAGUUAAACUUAAGGCGGCUCAGUUGAAGAUUCCUGUGGUCAACCUCCCCGCAAAAGUGGAGGAGAUCUCUCCGGAAGACAACAAGUUGGUAUCAUUAUUGAGGGAGCAGUUGGACCAGAAGACAUCAGAGAUGGAACAAACGGUGAAGUUGUUGGAGACAGCUAAAAUGUCAGCUAGAGAGCUGUCUGAGGUGUUUCUUGUGGAGAGAGCAGAUUGUGCGGAGAAGAUAGCACAGCUAGAGGAGAGGGUGUUCAGGUUGCAAGUUCAAGUAAAACUGGUUCAAUCAGUAGUCAGUGAGAAGGAGAAGGAGAACAGCUCACUUGUGGAAAACUUGCAGACCUCCGAGGUUAAGGUACAGGAUCUGGAGGAGGAGCUGGAGAUACUCAAGAGCUUGAUCUCUCAGGACACUGUUGAUGCCCAAACAGAGACAGUAAUCAGUGUUCAAGACGUGGCAUGUCAAAAUGAUGUCCUGAGUCCAGUUCAAGCUCCCACUCCUGACUCAACAGUGAACAGUCCCACUGAGUUGGUAGAUAGAAGUGUGAACUGCUGUGUGACAUCAGAGGAUAAAGAAUGCCAGGCAGAGUUCUUAUCUCCUGUAGUUAGAUUACCUGUGGUUACCCCACCCAGUGUUGAAGACCAAUCUCCACUGCUCUCUUCCUCAAAACGAUCUCCAACUGCGUCACCUACACUGAAUGUGCAGUCUAAACGAUUCAAAAGAGACUGUUUGUCUGUAGAGCCUGACGUUUAUGAAGUCUCGCCUAGUCCCCUUCCUCUUAGUAAACGACUCAAGAUGCCUACUCCAAUCCCAAUCAAGCUUGAGGGAGGGGGCAAAAUUGCAACGAUUUUUGAAGAGGAUACUGAACAUUGUUCACCAGAGAGGACUCAAUACAAUUUCAGUAUAUCUUACUCCGAAACCCUUUCCUCUGUCCCAGAAGAAGAUUGGCUGACUGUUGCUAACCCAGAUAUAAGCUACAAUGAUAUAAGUUAUAAUGACGAUGAAGUGGAACCUAAAACUCCCGAGCAACUGGUAAAAACUCAGGAAAAGAAGCUGGUUUUAAUAUCGAGCGGUUACAGGAACGAUUCAGAUUAUUCGUCUGUAGAGAGUUCAGACCUAUCCCCAGAGAAAGUGACUCCAGUAGAGGACCCCGAGGAAGUUGAGCCAGUAACUCUAAUUAAAGAGUCUCCUCAACUAGACGCCAUGGCCUCUCCAACUACUAAUAGUAACCCCAUCUCCCCGGACACUAUGCAAGACGAGUCCGGCUUCCUGGAGAUCACCCCCCAAAUACCAGUUAAGAUGAGAAGGGUAGUGACUGUUUGUGUGGACUCCAUGUCCAGCUCCUCUUCCUCAGAAGAAGAGAAGCCCUCAAGUCAGGUGGAGAGUGAAGUGAAACAAUCCGUCCAGAGGGUCAUGAGGAAGGCUUUUAGACGUGUUGACAAGGACCGAACUGAGAAACUCAGCCUCUACAAAGCCUCUCUUUCAAAAUCACCAAAUUCUUCAAGAACUGCUUCUAGUACCAGGUCGACAGUUGGUCCCAUCAACUCUAACUGCAUCAACGUUCCCAAACAAUUAGUUAAACCGACUACAAAUAACCGUGGAGGAGACGGCCAACAACCCUCCGAUUUUGGGGACCAGCGGCUAGUUGAAUCUAACUUUUCAUCUACUCAAGUUGCCCGAAUUGUUAGAAAUGCAAAAACUAUUGUUGGUAGCGAGGAGUGAUUAUUUAUAUUUGGUACUUUUGUUUUUUCCCGGAAAGCGUUUUCGUGUUGCAAUUUUCAUAUAAUUUUAGAAUACCUAAGUUAGUAAGAUGAGAUUACAUUUUUAUAACAAAAAAUUAAGUUUUCAGUUCAUUCAAACGGAAAUUUUACUGUAAAUAGCAGCUAUUGGUCUAACUUCAUUCAAUAGCUGGACACAUUUUUAAGUUUAGUCGAUAAAUGCUUACCAAAAAUAUUAUUUUCGUUCAGUUAAGUUAAAUCAUAUAUAGCUUUCAUUAAUCUUAAAAAUUUCAGAUCAAACUUAAACAAUCCUGUUUUAUAACUUGUAUACGUUUUACGUUUAAAUGUUUUUGGCGAAUUAUUUUUGUUAAUAUAAUUUAUUGUAAAUUGUAAAUUUAUUACUCAGUUCCACAAUUUCUACUUUUCUAAUUACAUAACCA